Molecule: messenger RNA, 2729 nt
Organism: Acyrthosiphon pisum (pea aphid)
Lineage: Eukaryota; Metazoa; Arthropoda; Insecta; Hemiptera; Aphididae
Product: phenoloxidase-activating factor 2
Exons: 6
Coding region: 405-1607 (400 amino acids)
Biological process (GO): proteolysis
Molecular function (GO): serine-type endopeptidase activity
Source: RefSeq, a predicted model, not a curated record
AAUACGCAAUACGAGGACCGGACCGCCACCACCGGUUUUCCGCGUUUUCGCGUUUUCUGUACUCUCGUGCACAUUCGCGCCCAUCACACCCGUUCCACCGUGCGUUUGCGUAGGACGACAUCGCGCCCCUCUCCAUCCCCCGGACAGCCACUGUCGGUGUUUUUUGUCGACGACUGUCGAAAUCGAAAAUAAUUGUUUUAACAUUUCCCCCGAUCCGGCUGUCCGGCGCAGUCCAGACGAAUUUUUUUUGCACACGAUAUUAUAAUAUUAAUAAUACUGUUCGUCCGUCCGUCCGUCCGUCCGUCGAGUUUGCGUCUUCACGCUAUUGACUGUUCCUCGGCUAGUACUUCGUACGGCAGGCGCGCCGAACAUUUCCGAAUAGGAUCGACGCCGUUCCGGUUGACAUGUCAGGCCCGACCCUCAAGAGACUUUCGGCGCCGCCGUUAUCUGUAUUGUUGUCUGUCAUAUUGCUGUUACAAGUGACAGUGACUGUAGUUUCUGGUCAAGAAGAGGAUUUGUCAAAGCCAGAUCUCGAUAAUGCAAUUUUGGAAGUGUUUCCUACACCUCCACCUCCAUCACCACCAUCGGAUCGGUGUAUAUGUGUACCAUACUAUUUAUGCAGAAACAAGACUAUUAAUACAGAUGGUGAAGGAUUAAUAGACAUUAGGUUUAAAGAAGGUCCGUGUCCUAACUACUUGGAAGUGUGCUGCUACGAUCCAAUGAAAUCGUCUGAGACUACACCUAUAUCUUACGAUGAAAAGCGUACGAAAUGUGGCCAGUGGAACUCUGAAGGCGUAGGAUUCAGAAUAACUGGACACUCCAAUAACGAAGCACAAUUCGGCGAGUUCCCCUGGAUGAUGGCGAUUCUUAAAUUAGAAGCUAACCAAUCUAAAACUUACCUGUGCGGUGGUUCAUUGAUUCACCCACAAGUCGUGUUGACUGCAGUCCAUUGCGUGCACAACAAAGACCCGAACGAUCUGGUAAUUCGUGCUGGCGAAUGGGAUUCACAAACGGAAAACGAACUGUUACCGUUACAAGACGGUGAGGUUUUGAAAAUAAUCAAACAUGAAAAAUACUACGGUGGAGCACUUUUCAACGACGUAGCGCUAGUCAUUGUCACCAAACCGUUCUUACUCAGAGAAAAUGUGGGCACUCUCUGUUUGCCCAAACCGAAUUACUUGUUCGAUAAAGAAAGAUGCUACGCCAGUGGUUGGGGCAAAAAUGUAUUCGGUAAAUCUGGCGUAUAUCAAGUAAUUUUGAAAAGAAUAGAUUUACCGAUCGUGCCACGUAGUUCUUGCUUGGCAUUGUUAAGAAAGACCAGGUUGGGCAUGAACUACAAAUUGCACGAGAGUUUCAUCUGUGCCGGUGGGGAAAUUGGCAAAGAUACUUGUCAAGGUGACGGUGGAAGUCCUCUGAUGUGUCCACUUGAGAAUAGACCACAACAGUUCCAUCAGGCCGGAAUCGUAGCGUGGGGAAUCGGAUGCGGUGACGAGACACCUGGCGUGUACGUGGAUGUGGCCAUGUUCAGAAACUGGAUCGAUGAGCAGAUGGUUAGGGAAAAUUUUGACAUGAGCUUCUAUGAUCCUGAUUACGUUCCACAAAAUUAAAUUUCUCUAAUCACUCUUCUUCAUAUUGACACACACAUACCCUACCGGUUCCCACUCACCCUCUUUCUCUCUCACUCUCGACUCUUUAUCUUUCUGUAUUCACACCACUCGUCGAAUGAAACUAAGGAGACCAGGUUAGGUGGUACAUUCGUAUUGGAGUGUAUUGGUGUGUCAAGUGUAUUUAUCAUUAUCAUUAUUAAUUAUUAUUAUUACAAUUAUACCUACUUAUUACUAUACCGAGCAAAAAUGACGUAUAAUGAGACAUGAGAUGCAAUUUGCAUACGAUCUAUUUGAAAUUUUAGCUUUUUGGUACCUACUUGUACCCGAUUUGUAAAAAUAUAAAACAGCAAGAAAAGCACUGUGUAAUGUACCAAUAAUAUGAUUGACGAAUUAUUUUCUACAUUACCUUUCAAACUAGCCAAUAAUUAGAUCACUCCACUGCAAGGUUCUGCAGUUUUAAUAGUCUCCAUUCACUGAAUUAUAAUUUGUAUGUACCUACCUAUUCUUAUAUAUCACGCAUAUUAUGAUUAAAUCGGCAUAAUAUCGUUGUUAUAAAUUUACUUGUUAGACGUAAAUAAAUGGUCAGAUUUCAGGUCUGAUCUUUAGAAAAUAUUAUAGUUUAAUUAAACGAAUGUAAUUAUAAAUUAUCCACAGUUCUAUUAUUAUAUUAUUUCUAUUGAGUUGAAAAUAUAUAGUACCUAAGUUUGCAUAAUUUAUUUAAAUGUAUAAUGUAUUUGUGUUGUAUUAUUGGACUUUUAUGAAAUAGGCAUCAUUUGAACUUGAAACUUCAAAUUAUAAGCCAAAAUAAUGUUGUAGGGCUUAACCUAAAUAUGAAGUUAUGAAUACUCAGUUUUUUUAAAAUUUACUUUGCACUAUUCUGCCGUUUGAACUAGAAACUAUGAAAUAAAUAAUUAAAAAUAAAUGUAGGUAUGAAUUAUGUUUUGUUUUGUAUUUUAAUGUGCCUGGGUUGAAUGUUAUUUGGUCGCGAGUGGAAUAAUUGCAUUUUGUUAAAAUGUUAUCUUAGUUGUAAUUUAAUAUUUUAAUUUAAAUGUAAUUGUGUUUGUUACAACAAAAUAUAUUAAUAGAAAAACUUUUCAAAUAAAAAUGAUUAUCUUAUUAUUA